This is a messenger RNA of Coregonus sp. 'balchen', 4062 nucleotides long. The record is from the annotation of a GenBank genome assembly. NCBI's taxonomy places the organism in Eukaryota, Metazoa, Chordata, Actinopteri, Salmoniformes, Salmonidae.
AUGAUAGUCUUUGUCCUCCUCAGACUGGGUUCCAACAUCAACUGGGUGGCGGAGGAGGAGCACCCACCUCACCCUGACCUAGUCCUCAUCUCCCUCUGCUUCGGACUCAGCAUCGCCACCCUGGUCAAGUGUUUCGGACACAUCAGUGGAGCCCAUAUUAACCCUGCGGUGACCGCAGCCAUGGUGGUGACCCGGAGACUCAGCCUGGCCAAGGCAGUGUUUUACCUCCUGGCCCAGCGUCUGGGGGCAGUGGUGGGUGCAGCUGUGCUCUACGGGAUGGGCAUCACAUCGGUAAGAAGGAGGGGAGACUGAAUCUGAACUUUAACCUUGAUUAGUUGUCAUGUUAAUUGUCAUCAUCAUUGAAGAGGAACUAAAGUUUAAGUUGGUAUGGGUAGUCGUUGUCUGAGUCUAAAAUGGCACACUAUUCCCUACAUAGUGCACUACUUUUAAUCAGAGCCCUAUGGGCCCUUGUCAAAAGUAGGCCCGGAAUAAUACCAGUAUCACAAUACUCGUUAGUAUCGUGGCAAGGAAACAAAACACAAAGUGGAUUUAAUUUCUUUAGGAAAACAGCCCUAAUGUUGGAAACAAACAUAAUUGUGUUGUCAUCCAGAGUCACAUGUAUUUAUUUCCCCAGCUAUAGCACACUAUAUUUUACAUACAGCAUGUUUUUAAAGGACCAAAGAGUUUAGUCUGCUUCGUGUUUUCAUUUUUGCCAUGGAAAAAAUAUUGCGAUACUGGUAUCGUCCCAGCUCUAGUCAAAAGUAGUGCACUAUAUAGGGAAUGGGGUGGCAUUUGGGACUUAGCCCUUGUCCUCAAGUCUAGUACAUGUGCCUUACAUCCUGUCCUGUUGGCUAACCAAGGUCAUGUGACUCCCCAAGUGAACACCAGUAUCUGGGCCAUGCCCUGGUGGUAGAACUCUUCCUCCCCUUCAAACUCGUCUUCACUGUGUUCGCCACCUGACCCCAAAUGCAGCGACGAGAAGGGCUCAGCUGCCCUGGCAAUCGGCUUCUCUGUCUGCAUCGGACACCUGUUCGCUAUGAGUAGUACCUCAGAUAGCCAACAGAGUUUGCCACUCUUCAUCAGUCAACAAGGAACAAAAACCCUAACCCUAGCACUAACUCUAGACCCUAAACCUAGCCCUAGCACUAACUCUAGCCCCUAAACCUAGCCCUAGCACUAACUCUAGCCCCUUACCUUAGCCCUAGCACUAACUCUAGCCCCUAAACCUAGCCCUAGCACUAACUCUAGACCCUAAACCUAGCCCUAGCCCUACACUACCAUAAGUCCUCUGGUUGGAAUGUCCCAAUUAGUAUAUGUGUGUAAUAUCUCUACUCUGUUUAGCUCCCCUACACUGAUGCCAGUAUGAACCCUGCUCAAUCAUUCGGACCUGCCAUGGUCACCUGGAGCUGGGAGAACCACUGGGUAAGAGAGAACAAAUGAAACACAAUGCACAGAACCACAUACAACCAUAUACAACCAUACGCAACCACACACAACCACAUGAAAUCACUCAAACCCAACCACACACAUCCUCUCUCACAACUUCACUCAACCACACAGAGGCACAGGCAUACAACUACAAAAACAAUGACGCAAUGCACAACCACACAAAAGCUGUAUAUACUGCACACAUUACCCUAUGUGUUUACACACGCAAAUAGAGAGCUCAAGCAGAUCAUUUAGUGGUUUCAAGCCAACCUAAACAUUCUCAGCCAAUAAGAAUUUCUCCUUUGAGGGCCAUUCUGUUGGCUAACCACGACUAUUGAAUAAGUGUCUGCUAAAUGGUUGGCACACUAUACUCCAUUCCUGCCUGAGUGUCUGUAAGAUACAGAGGGGUCUCCUACUGAAUGAAGCAGGGGCUCAGGUUUAAAUCAUUCCUGGUGUACACUAGAGUAUAAUUAGUAACUAAUCAGCUGAACACACACGCAUGCACACACACAUACACACACUCACACACACACACACACACUCUGGUACACUGUGAAGGUAAGACAUAUGUCAGAUCUUGGCAAAAUGUGCUGUCAUCAUUAGCACCAACAGGGUUUCCUUGCAGGGGCUGAAACAUUAGAAAGGUCAUGACCCUACGACAUUAUUUUAGCCAGAGUAGACAAAUUCAACAUAUCAGAGACCAAACUCGGAUACAUACUCACCGCACAUAAACAGACACAUGUACACACUCCUAGACACACACUCCCUGACACUGAGACAUAAACAUACACAGAGAGAUCAGAGCUAGUGCAUCCUAUCUCACAUCCUUACCAGUAAUUGAUGGGCUGGCAAUUGAUGAGCCUUCUGGUCAGGGUUAGAAACAUUCUGCCUCUCCUUCUCUUUAACAGCCUGAGCAGUUACAAAUAAAAUGAUUUAGUUGAACUUUGAUUACUGGCAUCACUCCUGUGCCAAAUCUGCUUUGAGCACUGCACUAACAUUACUGUACUAACAUUAGACCAAUAUCUGACAUAUACAAAGUCUCACACAGUACUCUGUGUUUGUUGGGCUGGUAUGUGACUGAAACCACCCCGGUCAGAGGGGAAUAAGGCAGCCCAAGAGUUAACACACACAGGGAACUGUAUUACACACACUGAUGAAGAUGAACAUGUAGAUGGUUUUUGUAGUCACACAUCCCAUGCACGUCCACCCAUGCUCACAGACUGGAAUAACACCAUUCAGGCUCGUGCUGGAGUCAUACCCUUACUAGAGCGAGCCACGGACCUGUCCGGCCAGUGCAAUGCUAGGAUCAUCUGGCCAAUCAAAGGAUGCAUGACGAGUCCAUGGGCAGAUUGUGAGGUGCAUGGGGAGAGUCUGAUUGGCUGAGGCCUCGAGCUGGAGGUGAUAGCGAUCUCUCACAUGAAGCGGAGAAAGCGUGAGGAUGGGUGAGAGCUAGACUCUUUGGUGCUGUCUGGACAAAUAAACAACACAGGCUGGAAAAUAGUCCUACAACGCCCUCAGCAGGGGUAUUCUGGAACAAGUUCAGAAACCUUAAAGGCCAGACAGUAUGAAGAUUUCGUACAGACUUAAUAGAGACUCACACACACACAUCACACACACAACCAUGCUAUCACACUGACACACCCAUAGACACACACAGACAUUGGUGGAAAAAGGACUCAAUUGUCAUAAUUGAGUAAAAGUAAAGAUACCUUAAUUGAAAAUGACUCAAGUAAAAGUGAAAGUCACCCAGUAAAAUACUACUUGAGUAAAAGUCUAAAAGUAUUUGGUUUUAAAUAUACUUAAGUAUCAAAAGUAAAUGUAAUUGCUAAAAUAUACUUAAGGAUCAAAGUACAAGUAAAAGUAUAAAUAAUUUCUUAUUCCUUAUAUUAAGCCAACCAGACGACACAAUUCUCUUGUUUUUAUUUAUAUUUAUCAAUGGCCAGGGGCAAACUCCAACACUCAGACAUCAAUUACAAAUAAAGAAUUUGUGUUUAGUGAGUCUGCCGUAUCAGAGGCAGUAGGGAUGACCAGAGAUGUUCUCUUGAUAAGUGUGUGAAUUGGACCAUUUUCCUGUGCUGCUAAGCAAUGAAAAUGUAACGAGUACUUUUGGAUGUCAGGGAAAAUGUAUGGGGUAAAAAGUACAUCAUUUUCUUUAGGAAUGUAGUGAAGUAAAAGUAAAAGUUGUCAAAAAUAUAAAUAGUAAAGUAAAGUACAGAUACCCAAAAAAACUACUUACGUAGUACUUUAAAGUAUUUUUACUUAAGUACUGUACACCACUGCACACACAGUUAUCUACAUUAUACUAACCCUUCUCUCUCUGUCUCAUCUCAGGUGUACUGGGUAGACCCGGGGCUGGGUGGUGUGAUAGCUUCAGCUCUGUAUGAGUACCUGUUCUGUCCCGACCCUGAGCUGAAGAGACGGUCUGCCGAGGUGCUCUCCAAGACCGGCUUCCCCUCAACUAAAUACCGCGAGGUCCAGAGUAGCUUCACCGCAGACCGUGACCAACUGGUCAAUGAACUCCCCUUCACCGUUAUGGAUGUAGAUAGAGCCGAACGAAAGGAGAGAGAGAUGGAGUGGGAGAGAGGGACGUCGGGAGGUGUUCUCGUCUGUAUGACUAGUGAGGUGCACUGGUAG